Saccostrea echinata is the source of this 1139-nucleotide messenger RNA. Its product is annotated as DNA ligase 1-like. The record is from RefSeq and is a predicted model, not a curated record. NCBI's taxonomy places the organism in Eukaryota, Metazoa, Mollusca, Bivalvia, Ostreida, Ostreidae. The transcript is spliced from 3 exons. Bases 1 to 1116 code for a protein of 371 amino acids.
AUGGGUUCUGUGUUUCAGAGACUUUUAUAUGUUUUAGAUUUGUUUAUUGAAAAUCCAAUUUUAGCUUUGAACAAUGAAGUUUCACUUUUUUAUGGUCCAUAUUUUUAUGACGAGGUUUUUGAAUUUUUAUUGAAAACUUCACUGAAUGACAAUCUUACAUGUGUUUUUAUAAAGCGUCUUUGUAAUGUUUUAAAAAGGAAAGCCAGUAAACUAUUUAGUGAAUUUUUAAGUGGAGGGAAAUAUUUUAACAUCAGUGGGAAUGAAUUAAAAGAGUGUAAUUCAUGUGAUACAAAUAACAUUUGCCUGGAAAGACUCAUGGGACAAUUAGAUUUUAAAUUAAAAGCAUCCUCCACAUCAUCAUUAAAUUCCAUCGAAAGUAGCAUUUUAUAUUGUAAUAACAGAACAGAAGAGUGGUUAAAGAAGAAGGAUAUAAGUGAACAACAAGAGAUAAUAGAUCAGGCUCGUUCAGAAAAUAGAACUUUUAUGCUAAAAGACAGAGAGAAAAAUGAAGAACUUUUUAGAAAACAAACAAAGAUUUUAGAAGAAAAAGAAAAAGAAGCUAGAAGGAAGAAGGAAAAAAAAUCAACUGAGUUAGAUAGAGCAAUAGAGGACAUGAGAAAAGUUGGGCUUUGGGAGAGUGAAGGGAAGAUUAGAGAAGAAAUAGAGAAGCUGAAGACAAAAAAGGAGAAAGUAGAGACAUUAAAGAAACAAAUCAACAUUUACAAAAAAGUUUUUAAAAUUGAAAAAAACCAGAAGGAGUUGCUGCAGUUUUCUUCAAAAGGAAAGGUCUUUGAUCAUAACAAAUUACUGGAUAAUCUUUUAAAAUUAAUAGAAUUGAGAAGAAAUGCGCAAGAAACCAGAUUCCAUCCAGAUGACUUAGUAGGUAAAGAAAUUGUGCAUACCUGGACUAUAGAGAGUGGCGAAAACCAAGAUUGGGAGGGCCAGAUAAGGAGUUUUGAAAAUGGAGUUUACAAAGUUGUGUACUGGGAUGAUAAAGAAAGGAAGAAUGGCAGUGAGUUUGAGUUAACAGAGAGGGAGAUUAAUAUUGACAUACAAGAAGGAAACCUAUUUAUAAAAGACACCACCAAACUGGAUCACUGUUACUCAACAUUUUGAAAAAGACUAUAAAUACAGACAGU